CUUGGAGGCUCACCGGCUCCAUAGACCAGAAACAUCGCACUAUGGCCUGGCUCUGAGCGUCUUCAAACGCUAGUGUGUAUAUACCUAACCGGCAAUCCGUCACCAUCGACGCCUUGAUCAUGGACCUCCGGUCCAGGGGCUUUUUGCGGGUCCAUCGGAGUUGUCAAUAGUACUCCCGAAGUACUAUAUUACUUGAUUUUGAGCACUGUCACUUUUGCACGCCCGGGAUUUAAACCGAAGUGACAGUAGUGGCACUCACCCCAUCUGCCGGUUAGCUAACUAGCUAGCUUAGUCAGUAGCCAAAAGGGCAUUACUUUUCUUUUGGAGUAAAGGACAAGGAGACUACAACACCACUACUUUUAUUAACAGAAGACAGGGUGUCUGAGGCUGAGGUGCCCGAGUUCCCAUCAAACAACACAUUCAUUACUCAUUCCUGUAAGGCUGGCAACAGAACGCCACCCUGAUGCAGAACCAUAAAAGAACGUGAAAUGAAUAAACCACCACAGCCUAUAACGGGACCCACUUCUGUCCCCAACCCUGCCCCUUCCCCAGGACUGACACAGGCUGCCUACGGCCCUGGACAGCCCCCUUCUCUUGUGUUUGCCACCCCUCCACCUCCACAAAUGAACUCUGCUCCACCUCCAAGACAGUUUGCUGCAGGGCCCCGUACUUUACACCAACAGGGUGGAUACAGAGCAUUACAGGGUUACUAUCAGAACCGACCAGCUAUGGCCACCAGUGCACCAAGGGUACAGACAAGCAGUGGCCCACGACCUGUUGCUCCUCAUGUCUACCCACCCAGCUCCCAGAUGAUGAUGAUUUCCCAGCAGCAGCUCCCCUUUGCUGGGUCCCCUCAGGGUUACUUCCUUCCCCCUGGACAGUACCGGCCCCCAUAUAUGCCAAACACUCAACAGUAUCCUGUGACAAGUGGUACAGCAGGCUUCUACCCAGGAACUAGCCCUGCUGAAUACCCAGCAUAUGAGCCCUCUCUUGCUGCGAGGGAGAGGCGGGGUGGUGGAGGGAGAGGGGCUGGGCGAGAGAACGGCCGUCUCUCUCUCCACGGUGCUCCUCUCACCUCCCAGCGCUACCCCGCUGGAGCAUACUAUUCAGCACAGCCGCAGUACCCUCCAUCUGUCCAGCCUGCACCAGUCAUAAUCAACCCCGCUCAGCAACAGCAACAGGCUCCGCCUCCUCAGCAACCCCCAGCACAGUCACAAGGCCCAUUAAAGAGGGAACGCAAACCGGUAGUGUGUCACAACAAAAGGGAAUCACACCUCUUGUCUGAGAUAAGAAUACGAGACCCCAACCAGGGUGGGCGUGAUAUCACAGAGGAGAUCAUGUCAGGUGGACGGUCCACCACCACACCAACCCCCCCACAGGCCUCUAUAGCUGAUGUGAGUCCACCACAGACCAAUGGUGAAGUUCUACAGCCCAUCAAUACAGUGACAACAAGAGAAGAAAAUGUAGACCUUCCUGCUAGCUCUGAAACCCCACCACCUCCAGCUAAUGCAAAUCCAGAGUCUGUGGAGGAGGCCAAACAGGAACCGGACAGCCAGGUGGCACCAACUACUGACCUAGCCCCCCAACCUGUAGCCCCUACAUCAGCUACAGAGGCACAAUCCUUAUUGAUAAAGGAUCAGCAGUCGCCCUCUUCACUCUCUGAAGCAGCAGCUUCCCCUGUUGAGGCAGUAAAUACAGAUGAUAAUAAAGUCAGUGACACAGUAGAUGCUCCUGUUGGUCCUUCAGCAUCAUUAGCAGCACAAGAGGUCCCUGUUAAAAAAGAUGAACCGAUUGUCUCAGCUCCAGCUGAGAGCUCACAAGAAAAGGAACAAAAGACAUCAGAGGAAGUGAAGAAAAUUGAAAAAGAAGAGCAGGAGUCUAGUGCCAUGAUAGAGCCUGCAGUUGAGGUUAAAGCAGUAGUUACCCCUGUUAAUAUGGCAAAAGAAGAAACCUCCUGUCCACCUACAGAGCCAGUUACUGAAACCUCUCAGCCACCAAACUCAGUACAGGAACCUGUUUGUCCGGUGACCCAGAAUGAAACCCCCAGCUGUGAUCCUGAACCUGAACCCACAGUGGCUGAAUCAGCUGAGCCUCUUCUCUCAAACGGUCUUCCUCAGGACAUUGAGGAAAUGUCUGAGGAUACGACAUCGCUAGACACUAAACCCCUUGAAAAGCCUGAAACUUCUCUAUCUCAGGAAUCCGCACCUGUGGCCAAAAUGGCAAAGCCAGCCCAGGAAGAGGAGGAAGAGAAGAAAGAAGAAGUAGGGAAGGAGAAAGGUGAAGAUGCCCCAUCAACCUCUGUUAGCUGUCCCACAGAGGAAUCUACUAUGCAAGCUGCUACGUCUGUGCCAAAGAAGAAGAAAAACAUGAAGGAGCUCAACAAGAAGGCGGCUAUUGGGAACCUCCUGGAUGCCUUCACAGAGGAGCAGGAUGCCAAGGCUUCUUCUGAACCCCAGACCACUCAGGCUGACCCUGUCCCAGCUGCUCCUGCCGAACCUCCUACCAAGGUUGUGGAUGAGACCUGGGAGGAGAAAGAGGACAAACAGAAUGAAAUCGAUGGGCCUAAACCCACACCUGAGCCCACGGAGCAGAAAUACCAGUACAAAGAGGAGCAAUGGAAGCCGAUAGACCCAGAGGAAAAGAAGAGGUACGACAGGGAGUUCCUACUGGGCUUCCAGUUCAUCAGCGCCAGUAUGCAUAAACCUGAGGGGUUGCCUGUCAUCAGCGAUGUGGUUCUGGACAAAGUGAACAAGACUCCACUGCGACCUGCUGACCCAGCUCGAUUGAUGAGUGUUGGUCCUGAUUUCACCCCCUCAUAUCUGGGUAACCUUGGGAGCAGAUCAGUGGGAGGACCACGAGGCCCGCCCCCUGGACCACGUCGGUCUCAGCAGGGUCAACGGAAGGAACCGAGGAAAAUCAUCAGCAGCAUGUCUCUCAAUGAUGAUGUCCAACUUAACAAGGCUGAGAAGGCUUGGAAACCCUCAGUAAAGAAGUCUACUCGUAGCCGUGGUGUGGAAGAGCCUGAAGAAGAUGACCCUGACCAGGCCAAGACUCAAGAGUUGUUCAAACGCCUCCGCAGCAUCCUGAACAAACUUACUCCCCAGAAAUUUCAGGAGCUGAUGAAGCAGGUGACGGAGCUGACAAUAGACACAGAGGAAAGGCUAAAAGGAGCCAUUGAUCUCAUCUUUGAGAAGGCCAUCUCAGAGCCAAACUUCUCUGUGGCCUAUGCCAACAUGUGCCGCUGCCUUAUGGGGCUCAAAGUCCCCACCUCUGACAAGCCAGGACAUUUUGUGAACUUCCGCAAACUACUGCUGAAUCGCUGCCAGAAAGAGUUUGAAAAGGAUCAGGAUGAUGAUGAGAUCUUUGAGAAAAAGCAGAAAGAGUUGGAGGCUUCCAAAGAUGAUGAGGAGCGUGAGCGCUUGAGGGUGGAACUGGAGGAGGCUAGGGACAAAGCUCGGCGCCGUUCACUGGGUAACAUAAAGUUUAUUGGUGAACUCUUCAAACUGAAGAUGCUGACAGAGGCAAUCAUGCACGACUGUGUAGUGAAACUACUGAAGAAUCAUGAUGAAGAGUCUCUGGAGUGUCUCUGCAGGCUACUUUCCACAAUUGGAAAAGACCUGGACUUUGAGAAGGCCAAGCCUCGAAUGGACCAGUAUUUCAACCAGAUGGACAAGAUCAUCAAAGAAAGAAAGACCUCUUCUCGAAUCCGUUUCAUGCUUCAAGAUGUCUUGGAUCUCCGAAAGAGUAACUGGGUACCUCGUAGAGGAGACCAGGGUCCUAAAACAAUUGAUCAGAUCCACAAGGAGGCAGAGAUGGAGGAACACAGAGAACAGAUCAAAGUUCAACAGCAGCUUCUCUCAAAGAAGGAGGGAGGAGGAGGAGGCGGAGGAGGAGGAGGCGGUAGGAUGGGAGGUGGCAUGGGGGGCCGUGGCCCUCACACACCAGGAGGUGGCCGGGUUAGCCAGCCUCAGGAUGAGGGGUGGAACACAGUACCCAUCUCCAAGAACAGACCCAUUGACACCAACCUCCUUAGCAAGAUCACAAAGUCUGGUGCUCUGGACUUCAACAAUCAACUGUUGGCUCCUGGAGGCAAAGGCAUGUGGGGGAGCUGGGGAAAAGGCAGCAGCGGAGGAACAGGAGCUAAACCAGCAAGUGGAGACCAGGAUUCUGGUCGUCCAGCUACCAGCACACUCAACCGCUUCUCAGCCCUGCAACAGUCUGGGUCAUUGUUGUCUUCAUCAGACUCUGAUCGCCGAGUUCCCCAGAGGUCAAGCUCCAGCCGUGAGCGCGGUGGGGACAGAGAGAGGGGCGAUCGUGAGAGGGAUCGGUUUGACCGAUUUGAUCGCAGGGAAGGACGGGAAGGUCGCGAUGACAGAGGCAACAGGAACGAAAUCACUAAGAGAAGCUUCAGUAGAGAGUCCCAGGAGCGUGGAGGACGAGGGGGAGAUGGCCGUGUUUCAAAUGAGCCCGUGCGUCGUGUGGCCAGCAUGACUGACGACCGGGACAGGGGAAGUCGAGACAGGGGAAGCAGAGACAGAGGAAGUAGAGACAGAGGAAGCCGGGAUAGAGGUCCAAGCAAAGAUCUACCAGUUAAGCGUGAAAGCGCCCCCACUCCUCCUCCUUCUCUUCCUAAACCUGCCUUGAGUGAAGAAGAGGUGGAAAAGAAGUCAAACGCUAUAAUUGAAGAAUACCUCCACAUCAAUGACUUGAAGGAGGCAUUGCAGUGUGUGUCAGAGCUGAACAGUGCCUCUCUGCUCUACGUAUUUGUACGGACUGGCUUGGAGUCGACACUUGAGCGCAGCACCAUUGCUAGGGAGCACAUGGGCCUGUUGCUGCACCAGCUUGUGAAGGCAGGGACACUGCCCCCACAGCAGUACUACAAAGGGCUACUUGAGAUCCUGGAGGCAGCAGAGGACAUGGCCAUAGAUAUACCUCACAUCUGGCUUUACCUGGCUGAACUCAUUACCCCCAUGCUCCACGAGGGAGGCAUCCCUAUGGGACAGCUCUUCAGGGAGAUCUCAAAGCCUCUUGUGCCUCUUGGAAAGGCUGGUGUCCUGUUGGCACAGAUCCUCAAGCUGCUCUGCAAAGGAAUGACUCCUAAGAAGGUUGGAGCCAUGUGGACAGAUGCUGGGUUGAACUGGAGAAAUUUCUUGCCCAAGGACGAAGACGUCAACAAGUUUGUCACUGAUCAGAAAGUGGAGUAUACCACAGGAGAGGAGACGGAGUCUAAGGAAACCAGUAAAAAGAAGGUUUUCAGUGGAGAAGAGCUCAGCAAACAGCUGGAUAGACUCCUGCAGGACAAAGCCAACAACCAACGUAUCAGAGACUGGGUUGAAGCUAACUUAGAUGAACAGCAGGCUGCUUCCAACCAGUUCAUACGAGCUCUGAUGACGUCGGUGUGCCAGUCCGCCAUCAUCUGUGACAACCCAUACAAGGUGGAUGCCGAGCAGAUAAGCCAAAGGGCCCGGCUGCUGCAGAGGUACCUCUGUGAUGAGCAGAAAGAGCUGCAGGCCCUUUACGCUCUUCAGGCUCUGAUGGUGCACAUGGAGCAGCCAGCAAACCUGCUGCGGAUGUUCUUCGAUGCCUUGUACGAUGAGGAUGUUAUUAAAGAGGAGGCCUUUUACAAAUGGGAAUCCAGCAAAGACCCCGCAGAGCAAACAGGCAAAGGUGUGGCCUUGAAAUCGGUCACCGCUUUCUUCACCUGGCUCCGUGAGGCCGAGGAGGAAUCCGACAAGGACUAAAAGACUGAAGUGAAAGCUGCUGCCCCCUUUUGACAAGGCAUGGGUGUGACAGGCGGCUGUGCGGAGUCAUGGACAAUAUUGCCAGAGAGGCAGACUCUAAUCAAUCCUCAAUGAGGAUAAAUCUUUGUUUUGUUUUGUUUUUUCUUUCCUUUGAGAGAUGGACUCAGAAAACAAUCAUUUCUCUCUACCCUCCUUCUCUUGCUUCCUCAUUAUGUCCCCACCUGCUUGUCACAGCAAGUGUCCUCAUCAAAUAAACUUGAAAUCUGGUUCAGCAGGAUUGCUUGGUAACGAGGUGUGAAAUAUGCCACAUCACUACGCAACGUUUGUUUUUUUUUUUUAACAAUGAAUACAAACCAACUGGCUGCUUUUUUAUGGUUCUAGAUAAAUAUGAUGCCUAACAUCCUAUCUGAUAAAAAAAAAAAGACUAAUUUAAAAAAAAAACAGAGCGUGUGGUGUAGUUCCCUGGUGUGGGUAUCAUGCCAUAAUGUGUUAAAUCCAAACACAGCUCAUAUGUAUUUGCCCAUUACUUAGUGUGCAGCAUGACUGAAGUGUGUUUCUAAUAAUGACAUGGGACAAAACGUCGAUGGACAAAUGUACAUUGCUAACUAAUCUUAAUUUGACAGAUGGAGUUUUUAAGCAAAGGUUGUCUAUUUUCUCUUCCUGUUUCCUAUGAUUGGACUCGCAGAGGACAGAAAUGUGGAGGACUGAUAUUGACCUUUGACCUUGACUACUAGGGGGUGGUCUUAAUGCUUCCUCUAAGCCAUCCUCUCCCAUCCCCAGUAGUGAACCACACUGACUGACUCUUCAUCUUUACCUCUUCUGUACUUCAACCUGAGCUGUCGGGGAAAUCCCUGUAGAGGACACUUAAAGACCCAAUCACCGUUAAAACUUGAAAUCUACAGAAAUUGACUUGAUGAAAUAUAUAGAAUUAAAGAAAAAAAAAACAGAAAUGAUCCGAAAGCCUUUUCUACUUAAAGUGGAAACUCAUUUCAGGAGCGUUCUGUAAAUAUAUAAUAAUAAUAAUAAUAAUUAAGGUUUUUUUUUUUUCAGUUUUAUUUUUCAGAAACAAUAAAUUGCUGAUGUAAUUGCAGUGUAUCCUUUCCAGCAGAAACCACAGUUGUCCAGAUGCAGAGAGGCGCUUUAGAUAAUCCAUUGAUUAUUAGUUUUCUUGGAAUUUUUGUAAAUAUUUUUUUUUCUUUUUGCUUUCUUUAUUUAAGAAAUUAUUGCUUCUUUUGCAUCUGAAACUGGAAAGAUGAGUUAUUGGAACAUUGCAAAUAAAGGACUUAUUAAGUUGCUAAA
Sphaeramia orbicularis (orbiculate cardinalfish) is the source of this 7040-nucleotide messenger RNA. It is a transcript of the gene eif4g1a, whose product is annotated as eukaryotic translation initiation factor 4 gamma, 1a. The transcript has 33 exons. Gene Ontology annotation, cellular component: eukaryotic translation initiation factor 4F complex. The record is from RefSeq and is a predicted model, not a curated record. The coding region runs from base 489 to 5741 and encodes 1750 amino acids. Gene Ontology annotation, molecular function: mRNA binding; protein binding; translation initiation factor activity. Lineage: Eukaryota; Metazoa; Chordata; Actinopteri; Kurtiformes; Apogonidae.